Messenger RNA from Racocetra persica, 381 nucleotides. Lineage: Eukaryota; Fungi; Glomeromycota; Glomeromycetes; Diversisporales; Gigasporaceae. The record is from the annotation of a GenBank genome assembly.
UAUGUAAAGAAGGUUCGUAAUUGUGAUCAUAACCAUGAUCUCUCUGAAGACAUAUCAGGACAUCUAAUGCAACAACUGGAUAAUGUUAUAGAGAUAACUGCCUCUGGCUUACACCCUAGAGAAAUAAUAUUAACUAUCUGUCAAAAUGAUCUAUUAGCAUUUGCAAUAAGUAAAGACAUUUAUAAUGCAUGUAAACGACUCUGCCAACAAAAUUUGGCAGGUCAUUCUCCUGUUAAAGCAUUAAUCGAUGAGCUUAAAGAGAAUGAAGAAGAGGAGGAUUAUCUCUGGGCACUAACUUGUGUUGCUCGAUUGUUCGAUAGUAUAAUACGGCCGGGUGUCAUAGUAACGGAUAGAGAGCUAGCUCUUAUAAAUGCUCUCUGA